UAAAUUGGAAACUUUUCUAAGAAAACCACAUGUUGCUUCAAUAAUUUUCAUUCAUUCGAUAUAUAUAGACAGAACUGGACCCCUCAACAAAAUGUUAAAGUGGACGGUAAUGAACAAACGUACAUCAACUGUUACCGCAACACAGCUACCCUCUAUAAGUGGUGGAUGUGAAACAAGUAAGGAAAACACCACUAACAGAAAGACACCAAAAGGUCUACGACAUUCACAACAACACAACACAGCGGCAUCUAGUGUACAACGGCGGCAUACAUUCAAUAAAAACCACAAUAAAUUAAAAACACCAUCUUCAGCGUUAAAUCGUCGACAUAGUCAUGCGGGUGGCGGAGCAGACGACGGUGGGAGCGAUAAAAAAUGGGACAAGGAAAAUCAAUUUUUUAAUUCAACACCAAAAACAAAAGAUUCUAUAUCGUACAUACGUUUUGAUACGAUCGCAUUGCGUGACGUGAGUAAUAUUACACCGACGAAUAACACACCUCCCGGUAGAAAUAUUAUUUGUAAUAAAAGAUGUCGUAGUCAACCCCACGAGAAUAAAUAUCUUUCAAUAAAACGGUCCGAAACAAAUGAUAUUAGGAAUAAAUUGACAUUUACACCGCCAUCAUCGCAUAGACCUUUCACCAAUACCAAUGAAAAUACACCAACGACAAAAAAAUUAUGUUUACGUCAUCCAAAUUCACCACAAGUUAUAAAAAAAGCAACACGACGAUCGUUAGUAACAAAUUUUGAAUUACCCAUACCAAGUAAAAAUGUUUUAAAUACAUAUCCCGGAAAAGAAUUUAUACAACAAAUUCGAGAAAGUAAACCAGCACCCCCUGCUGUAGAAAUAAUUGAAAAUACUUUGGCUGGAGAAAAACCAAAUACAUAUGCAUCGACGUUACCCACCUUUCAAAUUGAAUACUCUCCAUGUCCGAUGCGACCGACUCAAAGUUUAUUAGGUAUAAGUAAAGCCGCCCCACAAGGACCAUCUAUGUUACCACCUUAUAAAAGUGUAGGAAUUUUACCAAAUUUUAAUAAUGAAAUUUUAGCGGAAAAUUGUCCUUCCAUUAAAAAAUCGAAAAUUGAUUACGUUAAUGAUUUUUUAACGCAAAUUUCAUCGGUUGCUUCACCAGAAGAUAUAGGAAUGCAAUUUACGAACUUAAAAAAACAAGCGAAAAAACCUUUAACUUCCAUUUCUGUUACACCUCUUGCAAAUCGGUUUGCUGAUUUGCGAUUUAGUAAAAUUUUAAGCGAUAGUUUAAAAUCGGAUGAAUUUGAUAGAUUGCCUUUGGAUCAAAUGGUGGAAGAAAUUUUAGAAAAUACAACAUUAGUAGUAAAUUCUGAUAUUAGUCCAGAAAUAUAUAAUGAGCGGGAAGUGAAAACACCUGAACAUAAAUUAAGCGAAACUCCAUCUAAAUUGAGUUUUGAAAAUUUAAAUAUUUGCUCUAGUCGAAAAGGGAUAAAACGAAGUAAUUCAGCCACAGAAAAUUCCACAGAUAAUUCCGAUGGUGGGUUUACGCUUAAACGGCAAAAAUGUGUACGAAGAAAACGAUUUGAAUUUCGGGAAGCAAACAAUAACGCAUUAGUUUUGGACAAUGGAAUACCAAGUCCAAAUUCAGCGUAUAAAAACGUUAAUCAAAAUAAUUCAAUCACAAAAAGCUCAAACUAUAAUUUAAUUUCAAUUGAUCAGGAAAUGCAGUUGAAAAGACGACCAAUUGUACUUCCUGAUGAGCCCUUAACGCCGAAAAGUGAUUUAGAUAUUGAACAACUAUUAAGAGAAAACUUAGAAGAAACGCCACUAAGUUUAUUUCCCGGAUAUAGAAAAAUUAAUUCACGACAAAACAUGUUAACUUUACCUGAAGGCAUACCUAGUCCUGGCACACCAUUGUCUAGUCUUAAGAAACGACGUAUUGCUCGAAAAUUAUCCCCUAAAGUGCUAUCGGAUACAUUUGUUAUUGAUCCAGAACGAUCACAGAUGUUUGGUUUAACAUUAGAAAAUGGUAUUCCGUCACCACCCGUGUGUGCGUUAGAAAAGAAACAAGAUAGAAGUUUUGAAGUAAUGGAUACGCCAUACAGCGAACCUUGGACGCCUGUUUUAGAUGAUAAGAAAAUAAGAACACGAAGGUGCUUAGAUUUUCUAUCACCUGAUUCUAGUUUAGAUCUAGAUCUUAGGAGUAGUGAAAAAUGUACACCGGUAGUAAGACGCUGUAAAUCGAAGGAUAAUUUUACGGCACGAGGAUCCAUUAAUUUAUCAAUGCGAUAUGAACAUGGUAGAUUAUUAGUUCAUGUUAUUGGCUGUAAGGACCUUUAUCGACCGAAUGAAAAAUCAGUUAAUGCUUACGUUAAGGUUUCGUUAAUUUCUGGCACAAGUGGAGGUGAAAAUGAUAGCACAGCAAAGGAACGGUCUGCCGGUGGCUUACAUCGAACAGCCGUCCAUAAAAAUUCCACAAAUCCACAUUUUGAUCAAAUGUUUUGUUUUGAUAUUUUGACAAAAUCAGAUAUGACAAAGCGUAUACAAAUUGCGGUUUGGCAUAGAGAUCGAGAGUACCGGCGUAGUGAAUUUUUAGGAUGUACCACGUUCGCAGUGAAACAUGCUAUUAAAAAGGAAAUUAGUGGAUCAUUUAAGUUGCAAUCACAACCAACAAAUCGAGCACCUCAACAUUUACCACCCUCAAGGGAAAGUAACAGCAACAUAUCAAUACCUCAGCAACAGCAACAGAAUAUCACCUCAACAGAAAAAACAGAAAAUCAACAAACAUUAGUUCCUUCAACUUGUUCUUCAACAUUCCCAACACCUCCAAAUGAAAUAGUCUCGUCCAAUACGGCAGAGACUGAUACACCUAAUAAUAAUAACAAAGAUUUACUGCAAAACGAAUCAAAUAAUCACAGCAUGGGUGAUUUUAGUCAAUCAAGUGUUGAGGAAAUUGUUUCCUUGGAUGAAAUGCAAGACAUUGUAACCCAAGAUUUAGGGAAAUCUUCAUCAAAGAAAAAAUUAAAUGAACAACAAAAAGUUGCUGAUGAAAAUAUAUUUUUAAGAUAUUUAGAAUUAGAUCCUACCGAAGGUCCAGAAGCUAUACCGGCUGCUUUACAACGAAAAGCCAGUGGAAAUAAAUCUGGUCGGACACCUUUUACCACAACAAAACGGCUAACACGUCCCCCUGAAAGUGGAUUUGGUUUUUCUGUUGUAUGGACACAUCCGCCACGAGUAGAAAGAGUAGAACGUGGUUUACCAGCAGAGCGAGCUGGUAUUUUACCUGGCGACUAUAUUAUAUUUGUCGAUAAACAUAAUGUUGUCAUGAUGCCAGAAGUUGAUAUAUUAAAUUUAAUUAGGUCUUAUGGUAGUCAAUUAACAUUAGAAGUGUAUCGACGACAGGUUGGUGGUAGUUCAUCCGUCGCUGCAUCAACAACACAACAACCUCGUUCAUCUACAGCAUGUUCAAUAAAUACAACAUCUGAUUAUAAUCGACGAAGGCUUCAUCUGCCUCAAGUAACAUUUACUUCAGAGGUUGGCGGUGCACAAAGUCCCGAAGAUGUACGAAAACGCACACUAUAUCAGCUUAUACAUCGUGAACAACAAUAUGCGACAGCAAUGCAAUUUUCAAUGGGUCGAUUUGUUGCACCAUUAGCUGAACGAACUGAUUUAUUAGCACCAUCUGACCAUCGGGCAUUGUUCCAAAAUUCACAAGAUCUUUUACAACUAACAGAAGAAAUAUUAGAUCAUAUAAUAUUAGAAGAUGGUGAACCACAUACUCAUUUAAUACCAAAAGUAUAUAGUGAACGUGUUGCAAUAAUGGUUGCAUUAUAUAAAAAAUAUUGUGCUGGUAUCAAGAAAGCUGAUUGUGUUUUAGCAAAUAAAACAAGAAAUACAAGUUCAGAGUUUGUUAGAUUUUUACAUAAUCCAACAAUACCACGACGACGUCCUGACAUUACUGGUUUUAUACAUAAACCAUUAGAGCAUUAUAGAGAAGUGUUAAAAUUAUUACAAACAGUGUUAUCGAAUACAAAAUCAAAUCAAGAUGAUUAUCAGAUGAUAUCAAAAGUUGUUCAAGAAUUGCAGAAUUCGUAUCGAGAGAUUACAUCGAAUUCUGGUUUAAUGGAACCCGUUGGAGAGGGUAGACCUUUAUUAUCAAUUCAAGAUUUAGAAAGUCGACUAGUUUUUACACGAUGUAAACCUUUUGUUUUAAAUGUACCUGGGAGACAAUGGAUUUUUGGUGGUGAUUUAAGUCGUGUAGAAGGCAGAAAUAUUCGACCAUAUUGGGCAUUGUUAUUUAGUGAUAUUCUUCUAUUUGCCAAAGUAUCUAGGGAUAGAGUAUUAUUUAUAACCGAAGAACCAUUACCAUUAAUAAAUGUAACAGAAGUAUUUUUCAACAUUAGAAAAAAAGCUACAGAAUUUAGGAUAAAUAUUACACCUGGAGGAAAACCUGCUGAAAGUCCGACAGCGCAUUGUGGCCCAGAUUUAUCUCGUACACCAAGAAAAGGUUUAAGGAGGAGAUGUGUUGUACUAAGAGCACCAAAUAAUGAAUUAAAAGCAGUAUGGCAAAAUCUUCUUCAGAAGCAAAUAUACCUUGUACAUUCUGGAAUCGGAUUGACACCAUUAAGUUCCCCGAUGGAUUCACCAGACGCACCAAUAACAUCGUCCUAUCUGAAAAAAGUAUCUUUGCAUAACUCUAUACCUGAUAACUCACAGAAACAAUUGAAUGAACUUAUAGAACAUAAAUGUAGACAAUUAGGCAAAAGUGGUACAAAUAAAGGUAGUGCCUUACAUUUGGCACAAUGGAUAAAAGGUGAAUUAGGUACAAAUAAUAAUAACAUUCAUGCGGAUGGCCAUGGUGAUGAAAGUGCAGAUGACGAAGUUGAGCCAGAAGUAUGGACUGAAGAAGAACUACGUCGUCGUUCACGUGAAUUACAUUUAAUUGAUACUGACAUGUUGAUUAAUUCAACGAAUAAUAUUGAGACACAACAUCGUCAUCAUAAUGGUAUACGUGCGAAAGAGUAUUUGGAACAACAGCGAUGUGAUUCUGUACUCUUAAGUGAUAUUGAUGGUAGCCCAUCGAAAAGUACAACUUCUGGAAGUCAAAUUACAGUACGCUCUAGUCCAUUAGUACCUGAAAAAGUUCCUGUAUGUCGACAAUGUCAUAAGACAUAUUUAAGUCAUAAUUCAAAUUAUUGCAACAAUCAACACUACUGUGAUUCAGAAUUUAAUAACAAUCAAGAAAUUAACAAAGAAAAUUCUAAUAACGAUCCAUAUUCUGAUGAUUGGGGUUCACUAAUGUUAAUGGGUUUAAGCGCAAUUAAUCCAACAACAUCGUUAAUACAAAUGGAUCCAUUUGCUCCAAAAAAUGCACCAAAAAAAAAAGAAGUACCAAAAAUAUCAGUCUUACCGCCAACGCCAGACACAUUACCACGAAAUACGAACGAAGGAUCGCAUUUUCCUCUUACCACAGAUCAAGAUAAAUCAUCACCGAAAUCAUCUCCAAAGCAUUCACCGAAGCGAAAAUUACAACUUCAGAAAACAGUGGUUGAUGAUGAAUCACCUGAAGACUCUCCACAAACGGAAGAACCACCAUAUCUUGUAAUGGUACCCAAAAAUCCUGGAUUAAAACGAUAUGGUACGUGGUCAAGUUUAGGACGAAUACCUUCAGAUGAGUUGGUAGAAGCGCCUGAUGACAUUGGUGAUGAACCUUCAUCUUCUGAAGAAGAAGAUGAAGACGAAGACGAUGAAGAUGAUGACGAUGAUAAUAUUGAGCCCAUCACUCAAUCAAUUAUUGGAUGGACUGCACGAGCGGGAUCAUUCGUUGCCGAAAAAAUGGCAAUCUUCGAAAAAUUGGGAGAAGAGUCACGGGCAGCAAUUGCUGGUUACUUAAGACCAGCAGAUUCGCAAAUAAAAUCGGAUCCAGAAAUUGAUUUGGGCAUCGUUAAUUCAGGUGGUCCAGGUAUUGACGACGAAUAUGAGAACUCUGGCGCUACAUCAGGAGAAGAAAUUUGGGGUACACCAACCAGUGGUGGAGAAUUGGACGAAAUUCCAACAUUUCCUAAUUCGCAAGGCGAAUCUCUUUCCUCUCCUCAUGAUUCAACGUCAUCAGCAAACUGUGAUGAAGAUGAUCUUAUGAUGGAUGAAUUGUUAAUGGCUCCGCCAAUGACAGCAUCUGCUGUACGUGGAUUGUUGCCAAGAAGGAGAUUAGAACCUUUAAUGGAAGAAGAUGAUACAGAAAGUUGUACUACAACUGGAGCAUCAGUACCUAACCUGCAUGAUUCAACUCCUUCUCCGGAGCAGGGCAGCGAAUAUGGAGAUGUUGCUGACACAUCAUGUGCUGCCGAGGACACCAAACGAAGCCAAACCGAAUCGUCAACAAAAAGUACUACGUCAACCAAAACACCACCACCCCCACCGCCACGACGAGUCAUACGAAAUACGAACGCAACAACGAACAAACAAACAAAUUUAAUUGGUGUAUGUUCAACAAGCGAA
Chrysoperla carnea is the source of this 6463-nucleotide messenger RNA. RefSeq lists its product as uncharacterized. The transcript is spliced from 23 exons. The record is from RefSeq and is a predicted model, not a curated record. Gene Ontology annotation, cellular component: plasma membrane; nucleus. Lineage: Eukaryota; Metazoa; Arthropoda; Insecta; Neuroptera; Chrysopidae. The annotation marks the transcript as partial. Gene Ontology annotation, molecular function: protein binding; guanyl-nucleotide exchange factor activity. Gene Ontology annotation, biological process: signal transduction.